Fusarium musae is the source of this 573-nucleotide messenger RNA. RefSeq lists its product as uncharacterized. The transcript has a single exon. Lineage: Eukaryota; Fungi; Ascomycota; Sordariomycetes; Hypocreales; Nectriaceae. The record is from RefSeq and is a predicted model, not a curated record. Bases 1 to 573 code for a protein of 190 amino acids.
AUGACUGACAACAAUCUUGCUGGGCCUUCCAAUCGGGCUCUAUCUCAUCAGCCAAUCGAGGAUGGAUACUGGGAUCUUGCCAAGAAUCGUGACCAUCUUCAGAUGCGGGUGGAAGUCAAUGGACGGAUCCCCUUUCAACGCGUCCAUCUUUGGAGUGCAGGGGAAGAGGCAAAGACCGGCAGCGGCCGGAUGAAGACAUCAAAUGAACAAUACAAGCCGUCGACACAUGGACCUGCUGUAACUCCAUGUCCCAAGGCGCCCGCUGGGGCAGAGCUCGUCAGUGAUCGAAAGGUCACCAAGGAAUACGUCGAGGUGGGAUUGGUUCCCGGAGACGACCCCAAAAAGUACUCAAACACAGGGACUUCUACCAAGAGCACUUCAGCUAAAGGAAAGGGGAAGCAGACAAACCCCGUCAUUCUUCGACGUGACGAAAACGCAUUGCGGGCUUACAUUCCGGUCUCUGAGAAGCUCAACCCCCAAGCCAAAUUCUACGUCGGAUGCAAGUUUUUCAACGGACGGCUCUCACCCGCACUCAUUCCUGGCGAGACCAUCUUCUUCUACUCCGAGUUCUAG